GCUCCCAAAGCUCUGAUGCCGUCUGAUCACCGCAGACAAAGUUUAUCGCUUGCGAGCAAAAGGCGACGUUCGUCACUGAAGUUAGAACGAAGAGGAACUAUCCGAAGAGAUUCCAGGGGACCUCUCGUGGACACACCGACUGACGGAAUGUUUGGACGGAGGAGGGAAGACAGUAUCGUCACGGAGACAGACAACGCGCAUCCUGAGCGCGACAGCCUCGCAGAACAGAAAGGAGACACGCUUGCUUCUACUGGUACUGAAUCGCAAACUGAACUGCCAUCUGAUAGCGUGAAAGACCAGCGUAACACCGCAGUCACGACAGAACAGGGACCACCAGCAGUGCGUCGAAACACCCUUUUCCCAGAUCAAGACUCUACCAAUUCUGCUCAGACGCCAGAAAAAGCUGAUGAUAAAAGUAGCCCAAAAGAACUGCAGCAGAACAAAGAAAUUGGGGAUGAUCGCAACUCAAAAGAACCGCAGCCCAUCAAAAAUGUCGUGGCUCAGGCGCAGGCGCAAGGAAAAACUGAUGAUAACUCGCUCCAGCCCCACACGGAUGAGGGCUGCUCGCACGUGCUGAACGAGGUGAAAAAUAUCGUUCAGGGGUCUGGGGCGAUCCCUUCAGAGGACCAAAUCAAGGAACAGGUCACAGUAAUGGCACAACGCGCGAUCGACACGAUUCAAUCCACAGCUCAAGUAUUGCGUCAUCGGCUGGAAGACGAGCUAACUUUGUACGAGAAAUUCUACAGGCUUUGGCAGGAGUACAGAGAUGAGAAACGACCAACCACUGUUCUGGACAGAAACGAUGACGUGCCAGUCAUUGGAGUAAAAAUUCUAACGACGCUAAAUGAAAGGGAAAAUGAUGCCAUCAAAACUGAGGAAUCUACUCUGUUCCCGCCACUCAUUCCACAAGGAUCCAGCUUUCAGACGUUUGGACGCGGGAGAUCUAUAGCGAUGGCGGGGCUGUCCCGUGGGGGAAUGAUGAUGAUUCAGGGGGCUGGGCCCAAGACUGCGGAGCCUGUUCCAACCUCAACCUCACAGAGUAAGAUGAAGAAGCGCGGUAAAGUCAAGAAUUGGUCACGAAAACAGCUGUUGAUGAGACAGAAAGCAGUCUUGGACAAAGUGUUACACGUUGACGCUAGGAUUGAAGAUUUACGGAAUAUCUUUCCUGAAGCGGAUGAAAUACAAACCCAUUACACCAGACAAAGUCAAGGUAUUCCACCAGCAAUCUCCCAAGACUUUUACUUCCCACUGACAGCACACUCAGUCGCACUACCAUCCCUACCCACUGGAUUACAAAUAAAAGGAAGAGUUGAUCGGCAUUCAGUGCGACAGGAGAAAGAGAAGAAAGAAGCCCCUGUGGAAGUCUCUAGGGAGGCUGAACACAGUGAAUCGACACAGUUACCGAGUAUGAACAGCACAAGCACACUCUGGCAAAGACGACAGUCCAUAGCGAGGUUCCCAUCACAAAGAACUGUACGGAAAUCUUCUAUAGAACAACAAGCAAAGCUACCUCUCUUAAACAUCAAUCACUAUUUAAAGGUUGGACAGUGAUGAAGUCAAAGCUUUACACAAGACAACAACCCGCAGGAUUCGUAAGGAGAGUAUGCCACAUACUCCUUUAUCUCCUACACAGAAUCAUAUAUUUUGCCGCUAUUAACAGUAUAAUCUUCACAAACCUGCCUUCCAUCUGAGAAGAAAGACUGGAGUUACUUGACUCAACCAAGGAAAUGAGGAAGUGACAUUUGGAAUACAAAAUCCAACAUCUUUUAAUAACAACCAUUACAAGAAUCAUUGACCAGCCCUCAAGGGUUGCAAAAGGUUUCUGGAUUAUACAUGAGAUGGUUUAAAGAUUAUGUUCCAACAGUAAAUUGUAUAGAAAUAGGAUUUAUGCAACUUAAUGUAAGUCCUUCUGACCACAAAAACAAUUGUUCCUAGUAAUGUUUCCCAAACCAAUAAUGAAAAAGAAGGCUACACAGCUACAGGUAACCAUAAAUGUAAGAAGAGCUAGUGUAAAUUGGCAGAAUAAUCUAGAGCAUCUGAAAAAU
Orbicella faveolata is the source of this 2045-nucleotide messenger RNA. RefSeq lists its product as uncharacterized. NCBI's taxonomy places the organism in Eukaryota, Metazoa, Cnidaria, Anthozoa, Scleractinia, Merulinidae. The record is from RefSeq and is a predicted model, not a curated record.